Messenger RNA from Knipowitschia caucasica, 318 nucleotides. The record is from the annotation of a GenBank genome assembly. NCBI's taxonomy places the organism in Eukaryota, Metazoa, Chordata, Actinopteri, Gobiiformes, Gobiidae.
AUGACGUCACGAUACGUCCAUGUAAUCCUCUUGCGUCGAAGCCCAAUCAGCGGAGACUCGGAAUUGUCUGGGAUGGGAGGAGAGGGCGCUCUAAUCCUGGAGACAGUGGAUCACAACCGAGAGAAAGAGCGCGCGAGGGCACGCGGCCAGCACCGGAUUGUGCCUGAAAUGGGUCAGAAUAAAACGCAAAGCAAAGGAACCGAGAGCUUCGAAACGGGACAUUGCUCUGAAGUCAAGAGGAUUUUGUUCAACUUCCCAUAUAGGCUCCAUGAGAGCAGAGUGAGAGCGAGCUCCGUGGCCAAUGGAAGAAGCAGAUAG